Molecule: messenger RNA, 1468 nt
Organism: Siniperca chuatsi (mandarin fish)
Lineage: Eukaryota; Metazoa; Chordata; Actinopteri; Centrarchiformes; Sinipercidae
Gene: orai1b
Product: ORAI calcium release-activated calcium modulator 1b
Exons: 2
Coding region: 189-857 (222 amino acids)
Biological process (GO): store-operated calcium entry
Cellular component (GO): membrane
Molecular function (GO): store-operated calcium channel activity
Source: RefSeq, a predicted model, not a curated record
AUGUAAGGUGCAGGCGGCACAACACGCUGGAGACUGGUGGUGAAAAAAUAGCUUCCGCAGUUCCGUCAGCUGGCGAGGUUAAAUGUCUUGUAAGUGUACACUGUUGAACGUUUGUUUCUGUCGUGUUAUGCAAGAGUAACAAGGUAACUACGUCAGCGCUGCUCGUCCAGUCCUUUGAUAGGCGCAACAUGAGUCUGAACGAGCAUUCACUGCAAGCAUUGUCCUGGAGGAAGCUGUACCUAAGUCGAGCUAAACUGAAGGCUUCUAGUCGGACAUCAGCUCUGCUUUCUGGAUUUGCUAUGGUGGCUAUGGUAGAAGUGCAGCUGGACAACAGCUAUCCUUACCCACCUGCUCUCCUUAUUGCCUUCAGUGCCUGCACCACUGUGCUUGUGGCUGUUCACCUGUUCGCUCUGAUGGUGAGCACUUGCAUUUUGCCCAAUAUAGAGGCUGUCAGCAAUGUCCACAACCUCAACUCUGUGAACGAGUCUCCACAUGAGCGAAUGCACAGACACAUUGAACUGGCAUGGGCAUUUUCUACAGUUAUUGGUACUUUGCUCUUCCUAGCUGAGGUGGUUCUACUCUGCUGGGUCAAAUUUUUGCCUAUUAAGCCCAACAAGUCCAGCAAUAACACAAUUUCAUCUGGUGUGGCGGCUGCCAUUACCUCCACCUCUAUCAUGGUCCCCUUUGGUUUGGUCUUCAUAGUCUUUGCUGUGCAUUUCUACCGUUCCUUGGUCAGCCACAAGACUGACAGACAGUUUCAGGAGCUGGAGGAGCUAUCUAAUCUCACCAGGCUACAAAACGAGCUGGACAACAGAGGGGAAUCUUCCAUCUUGCAGUCAAGCUCACAUUUCCCAUAGACAAGUGUGGUGGAUACGCAUCUAUGGUGGAACUCUGACUCUUUGGGAUUUCUCCAAACCAGAAGCCACAUUAUUGGCUUCUAUUUUUUUUUUUUUUUACAGGAAUGAAGAUAUCUCACCUCUUUGUUGUGAAUUUUUACUUUUGUGAAAAGAAUUUGUAUUUUUAGAAAACAUGUUUGAUCAACUGAACUCACAAAUCUGCCAUAGUGCAUGUAACUUGAAAUUGGAAAGUCUUAACUGUGAUAGUUGCUUGAUUUAUUUCUUGAAUUACGGCAGAGACAUCUGAACAAUAACUUGGAAUCCUGUCUGUUGCCUGCUUCAUUUAUUUACCUGUUUGUCAGUGAACAGUGAACACUGCAUUUGUUAAUAUAUAUAUAUAUAUAUAUAUAUAUAUAUAUAUAUAUAUAUAUAUUACUUGUGUUUUGUAAACCACAAGUAUUUAACCCUACUUAUUCACUGUGUACAUGAUUUCUUGUAAUGUUCACCAUUUGCAAUGCCUGCUGUUUGCGUAGACAAACUCAACAGCUGUCAAAUUACAGUAUUAGAGAAUAUUUGCUGACAUCUUUAGGACAGGCUGUGGUGUUAAAAUAAACACUUUUUUUUACAAAGUG